Molecule: messenger RNA, 3211 nt
Organism: Alligator sinensis (Chinese alligator)
Lineage: Eukaryota; Metazoa; Chordata; Crocodylia; Alligatoridae
Gene: CHERP
Product: calcium homeostasis endoplasmic reticulum protein
Exons: 16
Coding region: 124-2487 (787 amino acids)
Biological process (GO): intracellular calcium ion homeostasis
Cellular component (GO): perinuclear region of cytoplasm
Molecular function (GO): nucleic acid binding
Source: RefSeq, a predicted model, not a curated record
UUGUCACAGCCGUCGCUGCCCCCGCCGGCUGCUAUCCCAGCCCCUCAAGGGGCGCCCUCGGUUGAGGAGCUCAUUCAGCAGAGCCAGUGGAACCUGCAGCAGCAAGAGCAGCACCUCCUUGCGAUGAGACAGGAACAAGUUACAUCAGCAGUAGCCCUUGCAAUUGAACAACAAAUGCAGAAAGUCUUGGAGGAGACCCAGCUAGAUAUGAAUGAAUUUGACAAUUUGCUACAGCCGAUAAUUGAUACGUGUACAAAAGACGCAAUCUCAGCUGGCAAGAACUGGAUGUUUAGUAAUGCAAAGUCUCCUGCACACUGUGAGCUGAUGGCUGGGCAUCUGCGAAAUCGUAUAACAGCAGAAGGAGCCCACUUCGAGCUUCGAUUACAUUUAAUCUAUCUAAUUAAUGAUGUAUUGCACCACUGCCAGCGAAAGCAAGCACGGGACCUUCUGGCUGCCUUACAGAAGGUGGUUGUGCCUAUAUACUGUACCAGCUUUUUAGCUGUGGAAGAGGAUAAGCAACAGAAAAUUGCCAGACUCCUUCAGCUGUGGGAGAAAAAUGGCUAUUUUGAUGAAUCAAUUAUUCAGCAGUUGCAGAGCCCAGCUCUUGGACUUGGCCAAUACCAGGCAAACUUGAUGACAGAGUAUGCAACAGUAGUGCAGCCUGUGCAGGUAGCCUUUCAGCAGCAGAUACAAAACCUGAAAACACAACACGAAGAAUUUGUCAGCAGUUUAACACAGCAGCAGCAACAGCAGCAGCAAAUACAAAUACCACCGCUAGAGAGCGAGGUAAAAGCAACACCCCCAGCUCCAGCACCGGCUCCGGCUCCGGCUCCAGCUCCUCCAGCUGCCCCAGUCGCACAAGCAGAUGAUGGUAAGCCUCAGCUUCCUUUAGCUGGUUCUACAGAGUAUGAUGCAUCGGGAGCUGGAGUGCAAGAUCCAUCAGCUGCUGGACCUCGUGGCCCUGGAUCUCAUGAUCAGAUUCCUCCAAAUAAACCACCCUGGUUUGACCAGCCUCACCCUGUUGCACCCUGGGGUCAACAACAGCCUUAUGACCAGCCUCCUUACCCUCACCACCAGGGGCCUCCUCACUGCCCUCCGUGGAACAACAACCACGAAGGAAUGUGGAAUGAACAGAGAGACCAAGGAUGGAAUAAUCAGCGAGACACCCCUUGGAAUAACCAACCAGAUCCUUCUUGGAACAGCCAGUUUGAAGCGCCAUGGAACAACCAGCAUGAGCAGCCUCCAUGGGGUGGGGGUCAAAGGGAACCUCCAUUUCGAAUGCAGCGACCACCCCACUUCAGAGGCCCAUUCCCUCCACAUCAGCAACAUCCCCAAUUCAACCAGCCCCCGCAUCCACAUAAUUUCAACCGCUUCCCACCUCGUUUCAUGCAGGAUGAUUUCCCACCUCGCCAUCCCUUUGAAAGGCCUCCUUAUCCUCAUCGUUUUGAUUAUCCCCAGGGGGACUUUCCUCAAGAAAUUGGACCGCCUCAUCACCACCCUGGACACAGAUUGCCUCAUCCUGGAAUCAGUGAGCAUCCGCCUUGGGGUGGGCCACAGCACCCUGAUUUUGGGCCUCCGCCACAUGGAUUUAAUGGGCAGCCUCCUCACAUGAGGCGACAAGGUCCCCCUCACGUGAACCAUGAUGAUCCCAGUUUGGUGCCAAAUGUCCCCUACUUUGAUCUUCCUGCUGGACUUAUGGCUCCUCUUGUGAAACUUGAAGAUCAUGAGUAUAAACCUUUAGAUCCUAAAGAUAUACGUCUUCCACCCCCAAUGCCCCCCAGUGAGAGACUACUGGCUGCGGUUGAGGCAUUUUAUAGUCCACCAUCUCAUGACAGGCCUAGAAACAGUGAAGGCUGGGAACAGAAUGGCCUGUAUGAGUUCUUCAGAGCUAAAAUGAGAGCUAGACGGCGGAAAGGUCAGGAGAAGAGAAACAGCGGGCCCUCUCGGUCUCGCAGUAGGUCCAAGAGUCGAGGUCGCUCCUCCUCCCGGUCCAAUUCAAGAUCUUCAAAGUCAUCUGGCUCUUACUCAAGAUCCCGAUCUCGAUCUUGCUCCCGAUCACGAUCGUAUUCACGAUCACAGUCCAGAAGUAGGAGCAGGUCCCGCUCUUCUCGCAGCCGGUCAAGGUCAAGGUCACGAUCAAGAUCAAAAUCUUACUCCCCUGGAAGGCGGCACCGAUCCCGAUCUCGGAGUCCUACUCCUCCUUCUGCUGCUGGUUUGGGCUCCAGCUCUGGGCCUCCUAUACCUGAAUCAAGACUCGGAGAAGAAAAUAAAGGGCAUCAAAUGUUAGUGAAAAUGGGAUGGAGUGGAUCUGGAGGACUGGGAGCUAAGGAGCAAGGAAUCCAGGACCCAAUUAAAGGAGGGGAUAUCAGAGACAAAUGGGAUCAAUAUAAGGGUGUGGGAGUUGCCCUAGAUGACCCAUAUGAGAACUACAGAAGAAAUAAAAGCUACUCGUUUAUUGCACGCAUGAAGGCCAGAGAUGAAUGUUAAUUCUAUUUGAAGUGGAGGGGUGCUGCCUUGGGAACAAGUCAGACUGAUGCUGAGCAGUGUAUCCUAAUGUCUAAAUGGGGAGACAAGCACCUUGUUCCAGUACAGGUGACCUAUGAGCACUGUAUGAGCUUAUUAGAAUCUACUAUACAACUUAGAGCCCCUACACACCAGCUGCUGCAGUCACAACUCUACUCGGAACAUAAAGGGUUAACUGUUUUAGCCAUCCAAGUGCUCUAAGGGAUGUUUGAUGCUUUGUAAUGAAAGACAUUCUUUAAGCUUUUUAUAUUUUUGUAUAUACCCUUGAAUAAAAGCUAAAAUUAGUUCAAUAGAAGAGAACCUGUUUUUCCCCCAUUUCACAAAUUUCUAAGUGUGAAGCAUUCCUGGAAACCUCCUUUAAAAUGCUUUUGUAACUGAAUUGUUUCCAGACACCACCAGCUUAAGAUGUUAGAUCAUUACACUGCACAUCUACUCAAGAGGCCUGCUUGGUGGCAACCUCUUUCCAAAGUCAUUUGUUUAUACAGCAGAAACCCUCUUAAACCAUUCAGUCCAAUAUGGUGAAAUAUCUGUCUCUUCUAGAUUUACUGUAGCUGUGGAACUGUAACUGUCUGUGAAUCAGCCUAAGACAUCUGUAUGUUACCAACUUGUGAAUUUUACUGUUUUGCCCUCCAAUAAACACUUUUUAUUAAAAAAAAAAAAAAAAACAACAACCAAAAAAAAAAGCAAA